This is a messenger RNA of Sus scrofa (pig), 6015 nucleotides long. NCBI's taxonomy places the organism in Eukaryota, Metazoa, Chordata, Mammalia, Artiodactyla, Suidae. The record is from RefSeq and is a predicted model, not a curated record.
CUACGGGGGGAAAUCCGGAAGCGCCGCUGCUCAGCUGGAACCCUGGUUGGGGUUGCUGAGGUUGCAGGUAAGGAUGGCCGCGCAGCGGAGACACGUGUUUGUUGGAAAAGUGCUGAAGAAACUUUACCCUGAUGUUCCACAUGGCCAAGAAAAGAAGGCACCAGUGACUCCAGCUUCCAAAAACCCACUUGAGAAAGUGGCUCCUGAGAGAUUGAAGGGGGGCAGCAUCCGCCCUGUGUCAGGUAGUGACACUCAGGUCCGGCCUGCACGACGCCUAUACACUGUGAGCCUGCCCCCCGAGGGCUGGGCCCCCCCUCCAGAGCCCCCCAGCUUCUCCAGCCCAGAGGGCUCCUCCAGCAGUGAGGACACAGCAGAUCAGGAUCUUUGUGAGCAACCAAAGAGAAGAAGAAUUAGAAAGCAUAAAUCAAAGAAAAAACUUAAAAAUCCCAAUAUUCAUGUCGAACAAGCAGAAUUAGAGAAGCAGCAGAGUCUUUUACAAGAAAAAUUGCAGCCACGGCACACAGAUGGCCCCAUGAUAAGCAAAAAUAAAAAAAGGAAACUGAAAAAGAAACAGCAGAUUAAAAGGAAGAAAGCAGCUGGCUUACUAACAGGAGCCUCUGGCGUCAACUUCAUGUACCAGCCUGAGGAGAACAGCAGCGGGCAGGACGACAUGAGAGGAAGCGGUGGGGAGGACGCCCCAGACACAGAGGAGGACGGAGCCCUGGGCACAGAGGAGGACAGAGCCCCAGAUGCAGAGGAGGAGGAAAGGGCCGCCCUCGAAGCCACAGAUGCAGAGAAGGAAAGGGGCGCAGAGAAGGAAGGGGUUACAGACGCCGGGGAGGAAGACAUUAAAAAUACCAAUGAAAAGGCAAAUAGCAUCCUAAACUUUCUGAAGUCAACACAAGAAAUUUAUUUUUUUGAUGGUGCCUCCAGGGAUUCAGAUUCCGCUGUCCUUAUGGAAACCACUGAAGAGCUGUUUCAGCAUCUUGAAAGUCAUAGCAUGUCCUCCUCAGACGUUUUCAUCCUGGAUCACAUGAAAACGCUGUUACUUCUGCGAGACACUGAAAGAUUGAAGAGAGCCCUAGAGGUGUUUCCAGAGCACUGCUCGCUGCCACCCGAGUUCCUCUUCUUUUCCCCCUUCCAUGUCCUUAAGAAGCAUCUGUACCACUAGAACCUUCUGGAGGAUUCCCUACUGGUUCUGCAGAUCCAUCAGCUUGAGAGUGGUUGCUGCAAAGCACCUCAAGCUUAAUGAAGGUUGGUAAGUGGAGCCACUGACCAGGACAGCCUACUGACCAGGAUGGGUCACUGACCAGGAUGAGCUCACCAACCAGGAUGGGCCACCAACCAGGAUGGGCCAGCAACCAGGACGGGCCACCUACCAGGACAAGCCACCAACCAGGACAAGUCAUCAUCCAGGACAGGCUCACUAGUGCCCAGGGCUGCCUCCUUGGAGUGGGUGAUGGUCCACCAACUCCAUGGACCUGAAAACUGGAUGUAGCCUCACUCUGAAGUGGGAGCUGUGGGUAGCAUCCUGUCCACACCCACGACAGCCUUCGUCUCAUGUCCCUUCAGCAGAGACGUGACCUCCUGCCACCUCGGCCUCUUCCCCCUCCCUGAGACACUGUCCAUGAGAUAGGAGGCCCAGGAGUCAUGCCUCUUCCUGCAUAGGGCUGAGGGGCUACUCGCUGGCAGGCAUCCGCCAGCUGCUCCCACCUGACUUUCUGACGUGCCAGGUUGUAAUCCUCCCAUGGAGGUGACUAUUAAUUAAUGACACAUUGGCCAAUGUGAAAAUAAACUAAAUAUUGGCAGAUUCAUAAUUUCCUGUUAAUUCUCAACAUUUGGUUUGUGUCUUUCAGUUAUAAACAGUUGACAUCUUUGCCAUGUCUUUAAGUUAAUGCACCACUGAUGGAUUCCAGGGAAAACCUCGAGAGUGCAGAUAAGACUUGACCCUUUACUUGAUUCUUUCUGGCCUCAGCUCGGAAUCUCUGUGACCUCUCCUGUCAGGUCACUGGCCUUUCCUUUGUCUAUUUCCCUGGCCACCCCCUCAAGUAUAGAGGACGGGGGUGUCAUUGAGCAGCUGGGAUAAUGAGGGCUCCUCAGUUUUGUGUAUCAUUCUAAUUUAAAAAGAAAAAUGCCUCUGCUAGAGACAAAAAACAAGUGAACCUGGUCUCUGUCGGGAUAAACACACUGAUCUGUUUCUCCCAGUGUGGUUGAAGUGGGAUGAUAAUUAUAUCGAGUUAUCUUUCGCAAUUUGCAAAAUAUUCAUUCAGUCCAUGUCGCUUGUUCUCUGUAAACCAUACCAAUGAAGGAACAAAGCACUUGCAAGACCACAGGGAACUCUGCUCAGCUCGCUGACACGCGACAACUGUAUCAGAAGGUAGCCCAGCCUUUCCCGCUUCCCAAAGAGGUGGCAGCGUCUGGCCUCUUCUGCACCCUGACCCUGAGGCUCAGUGUUUGUGGGGAUACCUGCCCUGGCUUUGCCCACCCCCGCUUGGACUGGUUCUAGGUUUUCUCCGUCCAGUGCUUGCUGUGCCCAUUUUUUUCCAGGGAGCGCAUCUUCUCAUUCACAAACCUGAUGACACGUCAGGCUCCGAAGUAAGAAACAUAGACACUGCUCAGCUUCACAGGAUGAGGACUCCCAGGACUCACACGGCGGGGGACUGCCUGUCUGCUUCUGCGUGACAGAUGACCGCAAACCCAGUGGCCUUUUAUUGCCCCCAGAGGCAGUGGUCGGGCCCAUGUUUGGCCAGCUGUGUGCUGGGCCCAGGGCCUCCUAGGCUGCGGGCAGCUUCCUGUGCUUGUGGGGCUGCAGUCCUAGAUUCCUCACUGGUUGCCACCAGGGGCUGCUUCCAACUCCUGAUGACCCCAAGCCCCUUCCCGCCCACAGUAGUUCCCUGGAGGUGGCAGGAGGCUGGGAGGGCCACGUUCUAAAGGGCUUCCCUGUGGGCUCAGGCUCCAGGGUGGGCUCCCUUUGAUUCAUUUUAAACCCACUGAUUAGGGACCUUGAGCCCUGCUCACAGGGUACCAGGCUGGCAUCCCAGUGUCACCACAUGGCCUCCAGGUUUCACUUGGGCUGACCUUCAGGCCAUGUCAAGGAGCCAUGAGUGUUACCAUAGAAAUUGGAUUUUCAAAAGUGGAGAACCCUCCCCACUCAGACACAGACUCACCUGUGUGCACACUUGAACAUGUGUGUGCUCUCUCACACACACUGCGGGCUCCCUGUCUUAGCAGAGGCAGCUUCAGGAAUGCCCACUGCAGAGUCCAGGCACCUUGCAGGUGCUGGAAGGUGUACCCUCCCAGCCCCCUGUGGGCUCUGCAGCCAGACCACCCAGCAGGUGCCCUCCCCACCUACGUCCCCAUCCAUCCUGCCAUCCAAAGGAGGCGGCCGCAGGGUCACCCGAUGGUAUCAUGUGAUGGAGUGCCCAGCCCCCUGGCUGCACAGGUCGGGCAGUGGUGCCUUAGCAGAGGCUCAGAGGGAGAGGUGGAAUCAGGGAGCUCGGUCCCUUGCCCACAGGCCUUGCUGCCUGGGGGCUGUGGCUCAUCAGAGCCUCUGGAGACUGGAGUUAGCAGGCGUGCAUGUGCAUCUGCCCUGAGCUUCAGCUGCUCUGGGCAGUGCCAGACGUACAACCGUUGGUUGCUGCUUUUGGUUUUCUUCUCUUGAUGGAGAAGGUUCUGGAAGAAGGUCUCUACUAUUAGUGCCUGCAGAUGAGAGUAUUGGAUGCUGGGCAGCCCAGCGCGUCUUUAGUGGGGCCCAGUAUGCGCCCACCCCCCAGGGAGAACCCUACUGACGCUUCUGUUUGACACCUUCUUGUCCUGGAGCGCUGAGAAGAAUGCCCUGGUGGACACAGGCCACAGGCAGAUUUUCUUGAGUCCAGUUCAUUUUGCAAAAGAGAAGCUGGUGACCAGAAAACUUGGAGGCUUGCUGGUGUCACACAGCACUUUUACUAAAGGUGGAAAGUAGAAUGUGAGAUGAGUCAAGUGCAGAACGUCUGGCUGAUGUGUUAUGGGAAGUCCGUGGAAAAAAUUUACCUUCAUGGAGGAGUCAAGGGAGAAAGUUGCUUCACAAAAGCUGACAUCUGAGCUGCUCCCAAAAGUGCAGGAUGAGGGUGUCUGGGAUACAGGAGGAAGCAGAGGACUGGGGGCAACAGGGAGGGAGGAGGUGCUUCAUUGUCGUGUGACUAUUUUCCAUCUGCAGCAACGAGGAGGUAUUUUAGUCAGCAGCUAGACUGUUGAUUCACAAAAACUGACACACUGCUGGAAAUUAUUCCCAGGAAUAUCUCCUCUUAAAAUUUAAUUCGCCCUUGCUGGAAACAUGCCUUCCUAAAAUGGUAUGUGUUUUCUUCAGGGAUUAGAACAUUCCACUGUGAACGGGGACGGUAACUGAUGGCAGAGAUCACAGAAGGAACACCAGUAAGCGUCUGUGGGAAUCACAAGGCCAGCCCGUCUGGUUGUCCUCACAAACUCCGCAGUGAAACCCAUCCUCUCUUCCCAAAGAUGUUCUCAUCGCAAGUGUAGAUGCUCAUUCAACGUUUAAUUAUAUUCAUGAUGGAGAACAAAGAGGAAAAGGGUAACGGGUAUUACUGGGCACCUGCUAUGUGCCAGGCAUGUGAUCAGUCCCUUUGACAUACUAUCAAAAUAUUCUCCCCAAAACCUACUAAGGCUUUAACAGUUGCUGCUGUCCUCACUUUGUGGAUGAAGAAAUGUUUGCUUGACCUUAAUUAAGUUUCUUAUCGACCACAAGUAACAAAAUGUUAGUACUUCCUUCACUAAAGCUAACGUUAUGACCUACAUAUCAAGCUCAGCCUCACCAAUUCUCCAGUUGUCUUUUAUCGGCAUCUGAGAAUAGCUGUUGCCCGUGAUGGACACGUUCAGACAUCCAGCAUAUCCUCCUGGUGAUGAUACAUGGUGCCCAGAGUAGAAUGGGCACAGGCUCGUGUGAUCUGAACGGCGCCUGUGUGUACGAUGUGCUGGUCUUGGAUGGCUGUCACGUGCAUUGGUGGCUUGGGAGAGCCCUUGAGGGGCCAUUUGGACACUGACUGUCCUUGUACCUUACCAUCCCCCUAAAUGUGGCCCCAUUAAUUGAUGCACUUACUGUUUGUGAUUCAGAAACACCCCAGGACUGUGCUGGGUGAUGACCCACACAGAUGGAAAGGAGCCAGUCAGCUGCUAUGUCAUUGCCAUGUGUUGUUGCCACAAGGGUAAGUCAUAGCUAAAACCCCAACAGAUCAAUAGGAGUGAGAGGACAGGGGUCUUCAGGCGUGUGAGUGGCCCUGACAGUGCACUGAAGGCGGGAGCAUCAGUAACUGUCCCGGCGAGGCUGGCUUGGCUGAACUUGGCGCCAAGCUCGGCCUGAGGGUCAGCCUCUGCCACGUGUCCCAGAGGGGAAGGCUGGGGGCCAUGGAGCAGAUUGAUUUCAAGGACUUCACACUGAGGACACUACCAGCAGGAAGGGCAAAGCAGACGAAGCAGUGCUAUCAGAGCAGAGGACAGCGGCAGAGCAAGCCAAGGCCACACAAUGGGGCCAGCAGGACAAACAAAGUCGCCCAGAGGCCAGAUGCAUGGAAAUGCAGAGUGGCCCAGAGUCAGAGCCUUGUGAACCCAGGGAAGUGGAGGGUCCUGGGGCACAGACCCUCACAGUGCAUCCAAGGAAGCCCACCAGGCUGACACCUCAGAGCUCAAAGAACAUCAUUGUUAUUGCUUUUAAGAAGUAUUGUUUUCAUACUGUUAGAAAGUAAAGCAGUACAAAAAAGUACAACUAAGAAAGUAAUAUAUUGGGGUUCCCGUCGUGGCGCAGUGGUUAAUGAAUCCGACUAGGAACCAUGAGGUUGCGGGUUCGAUCCCUGCCUUUGCUCAGUGGGUUAAUGAUCCGGCGUUGCCGUGAGCUGUGGUGUAGAUUGCAGAAGCGGCUCAGAACCCGCGUUGCUGUGGCUCUGGCAUAGGCCGGUGGCUACAGCUCUGAUUCAACCCCUAGCCUGGGAACCUCCAUAUGCUGCGGGAUCGGCCCAAGAAAUAGCA